AUAAAAUUAGUUUUGAAGAAGCAUGUAUGAUGGCCAAUAUUAAUGAAGAUAAAGAACUUAUCUGGGAUGAUUUGGAUAUAGAGACUAAAAGUAGAGAUACAAAUUCGAUGGUACUAGAACCAGAAUCUAAAAAAAAGACAAAGACCCUUAGUACAAUUAGCAGAAAUGUGGGAGAUAGACAAGAAUAUAUUUUUAGAAUUGAAGAAGAAAAUGAGCUAUACUCAUUAGAUAUCUGCUAUGCUCAUUUUAUGUUUAACCAAAAGUUACUUCAUAGUACAAAUAUUAAAAAAUUAUAUAAUCAGAAUAUUCAGGCACCUUGUGUUGGCUCAAAAUUUUGUACUGAUUUUCCUUCUAGAAAAUUGCAAGAAAAUGAACUUAGUGAUGACAAGUUUGAUGAAUAUCAACCAUGUUUUAUAUGUUCUGAAUGUUUUAAUUCAGAAG
Molecule: messenger RNA, 441 nt
Organism: Racocetra persica
Lineage: Eukaryota; Fungi; Glomeromycota; Glomeromycetes; Diversisporales; Gigasporaceae
Source: the annotation of a GenBank genome assembly